Messenger RNA from Fasciola hepatica (liver fluke), 291 nucleotides. The record is from the annotation of a GenBank genome assembly. Lineage: Eukaryota; Metazoa; Platyhelminthes; Trematoda; Plagiorchiida; Fasciolidae.
AUGGGACUCGGAAUUGGAAUCACAGGAUUUCGUCAAAGAAAUAUUCCAAACUUAAGACCCACAGUUUGCAGGCUACGUAGAAAUGAUGUGAAAGAAUCAGUGGAAAACCAAAUAUUCAGUUACAAUGGAAGCUGGCCGGAAAAUGGAACAAUUCAACUUCACGCAUGUUGUGCGAAAAGUGCUGAAUUCGCCAGGAACAAUGGGCUCUUCGACUUCAGUGGGACAAAUCAACGUGUGCUGUGUUGUAGUCAGUUUUUCACUAUUGUUUGCUUUCUAAGCCUUAGUAUAUAA